This is a messenger RNA of Plodia interpunctella (Indianmeal moth), 6985 nucleotides long. RefSeq names its product cell adhesion molecule Dscam1-like (gene Dscam3). Gene Ontology annotation, cellular component: plasma membrane; axonal growth cone; cell surface. The record is from RefSeq and is a predicted model, not a curated record. Gene Ontology annotation, biological process: cell-cell adhesion; axon guidance; neuron migration. The transcript has 39 exons. Gene Ontology annotation, molecular function: protein binding. Bases 294 to 5888 code for a protein of 1864 amino acids. NCBI's taxonomy places the organism in Eukaryota, Metazoa, Arthropoda, Insecta, Lepidoptera, Pyralidae.
AGCACAGAUUUAGUCAGUCUCCCUCCGGCAUCGCGGGAGGUUGUACGCGCGCGACGCACCCCUAUCGCCGUCCCGUUCCAACCAGCCGAAAGUAGGGUACGUGCGAAAGAGAAUCGAAAAAACGCGUUGAAAACUUGGUAUUAAUUAAAGGUGCCGUGGAUUGCGGGGUUAAAGCAUUUUGCAGUGGUGGCUAAUUGAUGUGGCGGGUCGGAGGCUGCGUUUCGUGGCGGUUUCUGACUGGCUGACAGCAGGCGCCGACCAAACGAUGUGAGCGGUCGCGUGCACCCGCCAACAUGUGCUCCCGGGUGGUGUCGGCGCUCUGCAUCCUCUACGCCAUGGGUGGCGAGGGCCAGGAGCACGGGCCGGUGUUCCUGAUGGAGCCACCGCCUCGGCUGGUGUUCUCCAACGGCACCGGCGCCAGGGUGUCGUGCGCAGCGCACGGCUUCCCGUCCCCGCAGCUGGCCUGGCAGCACCAUGACGGCGGCCAGUUGGACGACGUACCUGGACUGCGACAAGUCCUGGACAACGGGACACUAGUGUUGUUACCGUUCGCGGCGAUACAGUACCGUCCAGACAUCCACGCGACGGUAUACCGUUGCCGCGCACACAACGCGCACGGCGCCAUUGUGUCCAGGGACAUGCGCACGCAAGCAGUGGUCUGGCAAGACUGGAGCGUCCGCGUCACCGCCACCCCAGCCGAAGCGGGCGGCCCGGCGCUCCUCACUUGCGUCGCGCCGGCCAGUAUCAGGGAGCACUCGUCAGUGGCGGCGUGGUACAGAAACGACGCCGUGUUGCCAGCCACUGAUCAUUUAGCCGGUCCAACAAUCCUAGUCGAUGACGGUUGGAAGCUCAUAGUCCGGUCUGUGGCAAUAGAAGACUCGCGUGCUCAAUAUUCCUGCUCAGUUCUGGACUCGCUCACUGGCGAGCGGCGACAGAGCGCGCCCAUAGGACUGGAUGUAUCUCCCACAAGCCUUCCAUCAUCACCUCGGGCGCUGACUCACGGGCCGUGGGAGGCCAGCGUGAGGCGAGGCAGCGAUGUUGUCUUGCCUUGCCUUGUCCACAGCAACCCACCGCCCACCAUCACAUGGUACCGUGAAAACGCCGGUGGACUCCGAGACCUGCGCGACACCGAGGGUGGUGGCCGGUACAGUCGCUUGCACGACAGCAUCGGCAUCAGACGAGCAGAAAUACCCGAUGGGGGUCGCUGGGUGUGCAGAGCUGCGAACUCGCACGGCCAUCUGACCUUGAGGCUCCACCUGGCUGUCCAUGCGCAUCUGACUGUACACGCCCAGCCUCAUACGCAGGUGGUAAACAGCGGUGGGACUGCCACCAUCAACUGCACAUGGGGCGGCUGGCCAGCACCUCGUCUGGAGUGGCUUCACAACGGGAUUCCGCUGGGCUCUGGUGUAGCUGGAGGGAGAGUGCGAGUCCAGAACAGCGGAGAACAACUGGUUAUUACGUCAGUACAUCGUGCGGAUAAAGGAGUGUACCAGUGCAUGGCCAGGAAUGAGAGGGACUCGGCUCAAGCCAGUGCUGAGUUGAAGCUUGGAGACACAGCACCAGAGCUCCAAUACACAUUCAUAGAGCAGGUUCUAAGACCAGGGCAGAUCGUGACCCUCAAGUGUUCUGCCGUCGGCUCCCCUCCUCCGCAAUUCACAUGGCAGCUGGACGGGCUGCCUUUGAACACCAUUGCCAUGGGACACAGGUACAGCGUAGAACAAUUCGCAACCAAGACUAACGACGUGGUGAGCUACCUGAACAUCUCCGCGGUAAGGUCUGAUGAUGGAGGGCUGUACACUUGCAGAGCUGCUAAUUCUCUCGGGGAAGUGUCGCAUACUUCAAGACUUAAUAUCUAUGGGCCGCCCUACGUAAGAUCGAUAGGUCCCGUAAGGGCCGUUGCUGGCCGGGAAUUGGUGCUCUAUUGCCCUUACUCGGGAUACCCAAUCAGUUCAGUGAAAUGGCAGCGCAACGGCAAUCCAAUAGAGUGGGACAACAGCAUAGACGGAGCGUUAAGAAUAUCUAGGGUAGACCCGUCUCACGCUGGAGAGUACACCUGCAUGGUGAUGGGAUCCCACGGGGAGAUAGCCAGGAAGGAGCUGCAGUUGGUUGUGAGCAAUCCACCAGAAAUCGAGCCAUUUUCCUUCUCGGCCAACCUCCAAGAAGGCAAGCGCGCCCAGGUCGGCUGCAGCGUCACCUCAGGCGACAUGCCCGUACACUUCACAUGGCUGAAGGACAACGCACCCAUAUCCUCUGCUUUACAGGUGGAAGAGAGGACGGCUGAUUUUUUCAGCAACUUAGUUUUCAAAGAGGUGUUCGCUCGGCACAGUGGGCUCUAUACUUGCGUGGCCUCCAAUUCGGCCGCCAAAGUUAAUUAUACGGCGGAACUCGUUGUUAAAGUGUCCCCAAAAUGGGUGACGGAGCCAAAGGACGAAGCGGUGUUAGCGGGGGAACCCCUGGCAUUACACUGUCAGACUACCGGAUCCCCUACGCCACAAGUUGCAUGGCUCAAACAAAGAGGAGCAACUUCCGCCGACUACACUCCUCUGGUAAACCUCGGCGGGAGAUUCCAAGUGCUCUCCAACGGGACCCUUUGGAUCGAGUCAGCGUUGCCGUACGACGAGGGGCAUUACAUGUGCAAGGCUGAGAACGGAGUUGGGUCGCCCCUCACCAAGACCGUCGCUGUAGCUGUCAAUGAGCCAGCACGGUUCGAGCUGACCUCGCACAACAUGACCGCGCGCCGCGACGCGCCCGCCACGCUCGUGUGCGACGUCCGCGGCGACAGCCCUAUACGCGUCACCUGGGCGCAUAACAUGAACCAUUUAGAUCUUAAUACUUAUAGGUUAAGCAUCUCCGAAGCAAAGACUGAUAGUGGUUUAAGGUCCCAGCUGUAUAUCAGCCGCGCCGACCGGCAAGACUCCGGCGUGUACAAGUGCCAAGCCGUCAACGCAUACGGCCAUAGCGACCAUUAUAUUUAUCUAUCCGUCCAAGAAUCGCCCGACACGCCCCACUCGCUGUCGGUGACGGAGCUCCUCAGCCGCCACGUGCGCCUGUCGUGGAGCCAGGGCUUCGACGGCAACUCCCCGCUGGUCGGCUACACCCUGCAGUACUGCGCGCUCGCCGCUCAGGCCGCCGUCAAGGGGAACCAGUGGGAGUCGGCCACCACUCUUAAUGUGUCCGUCCAUGGCGCCGCUCAUCCACACGUCACACUCACAAAAAAGGCCGACAUCCACUACGAAGCCCUUCUGAGCAGUUUGAAGCCCCAUACCGCGUACAUGAUCCGCAUCGCCGCCAUCAACCAGAUCGACAGGAGCCCGUUCACUGAGCCGGUCGUUGUGAAGACACAGGAAGAUGCGCCAUCAGAGGCACCAACGAACGUGCAAGUGACGGCUGGCGGGCCCGGGGAGCUGCACGUGUCGUGGCGGCCGCCGCCGCGCGACGCCUGGCACGGCGAGCUGCUGGGGUACUCCGUCACCUGCGCGGAGCUGGGGCCCGGCGUCGGCAGGAAUGAUACCAGGACCUUAACUGUAAAUGGAUGGUCUGCAAACGAGUUGAACCUGUCGGCUCUCAGAAAGUUCACCCGCUACGAGAUCAGAGUACGAGCGUUCAAUGGCGUCGCUGCGGGGCCACAGUCUGCCCCUGUCUCUGCUACUACUUUAGAAGGAGUGCCCGAGGCUCCCCCGAGCAGCGUGUCGUGCUUCCCCCUGUCUUGCUCCAGCGUGAAGGUGACGUGGAGCCCGCCGCCCGUCGGCCAACACGGCGGCUUGAUACAGGGGUAUAAGGUCAUCUACUCACCGCUGACUACCGAUCAUGCAGACGUAGGCGAAGUCAAGCGCGUAACAACAACAGACACGUACCUGCUCACUCUGAGGAAGUACACCAACUAUUCCAUUCAAGUGCUGGCCUUCACCAACGCAGGAGAUGGAAAGAGAAGUCAACCGGUCUUCUGCAUGACUGAGGAAGAUGUUCCAUCUGCGCCAGAGAAGAUCAAGGCUCUUCCGUUCUCCAGCGACUCUGUGCUGGUCAGCUGGCUGCCUCCGCUGCAUCCCAACGGGGUUAUAUCACACUAUACUGUCUACUAUCGGGAAGCUGGCAGGUUAGGCAAACACUCAAGUUUUACAGUCACAGCAGACAAAAGAACGGACAUGGAAUUCAGGUUUCAAGUGAGGAACCUAAUGGAGAACCAACUUUAUGAAUUUUGGGUGUCAGCCACCACUGGAUCAGGGGAAGGAGAGUCCACUUUGGUUGUGGGCCAAGGACCGAGUGCCAGAAUUCCAGCUAGAAUAUCAUCGUUCGGACGCCACGUGCGAGUGGGCGCGGGACGCGGCGCAGAGCUCGCCUGCCAGUGCGUGGGGUCACCGACCCCGCGCUCGCGCUGGGCGCACGGCCGGCUGCCCGUCACGCACCACGACUACUACCAGGUCACGCAGGCCGGCCAUCUCCGCAUCAGAGAGGUAAACGCGGAAUCAUCAGGCAACUUCACAUGUACGGCUAGCAACACUAUCGGGGAAGAUUCCAUCGUCUACGUCGUCUCUGCUGUUCUACCUCCUCCAGCGCCAGCGUUAUCUCUUCAGUACACCACUGCUUCCAGCAUCAAACUGCAUUGGCAGAUGCCUUCGGAUACUACAGACCCCAUAUUAGGUUACCUUCUCCACUACAAGCCGGCGACAGACGCCGACUGGCACACUGUGGAGCUGUCUCCGGAGGCCACGUCCUACACCAUGGACAUGCUCAAGUGCGGGACCGCCUACAACGCGAAGAUACAAGCGAGGAACAGGAUUUCUAUAGGACCUCCGAGCGUGGUGCUCACUGUGAACACUAGGGGAGGACGUCCAAAGCCCCCAAAGCCAGAAGACCAUGUCUACAUGAACUCGACCGCCAUUAAAAUCAAUUUUUACGCGUGGCGCGACAGCGGCUGUCCCAUACUUGGCUUCCGCGUGUCGUACCGAAGAGUAGGCACUGAACACUGGAUCAAAGUGGGAGACGGGCUGAGCGCGGCCAGCCACGUGGUGGGCGCGCUGUCGCCGGGCGCGUGGUACGAGCUGGCCGUGCGCGCGCGCAGCGACGCGGGCGACCAGAGCGUCACUCUCCGCGUCGACACGCGCACUCUGGCGGGGGGCCGCAUCCCGCCGCUGAAGCCGUCGCCGGCGUGGGCGGGCGACGCGCGGCCGUCGCGGCUGCUGUGGGCCGCCGCCGCCGCCGGCGCCGCGCUCGUGCUGCUCGCGCUCGCGGCGCUGCUCUGUCUGCUGCACGGGAAGCGCAAGUUUUUCUGCAUUUCAAGCGAUCACUAUAUGAGAGACGACAGAAAGCUAAGUGAAAGUAAUGAACCAGAAAGAGAGAAGCUAAGGGAAGGACAGAAACUGUAUUCAUCUUCCUCUAUCAAUGGAAACGAGAAAUCGAAUGAUGACUCUUCAGCAGAACUAUACGAGAUAAGUCCGUACGCGACGUUCGGCGUGUCGGCGGCGCACUCGCUGCAGUUCCGCACGCUCGCGCGACGCGACGACGAGGCCGCGCCGCCUCACCGUCGUCGGCAUCGAGCGUGCGAACAUUAUCGAUACGAGGAAUCGAGCCUGUCUAAAUGCUCGACAGUGGAGGCGCGCCACCGGCUGCGCGCGGCGCCGCCCGCCUGGCGCGACCGCGACCACACGGACUCUGACGACAACAGCGACAGUGCUGCUAAUACUACCACUAAAGGUUCAGGUGGAUCGCCGUGUGGCAGCACAUACGGCAGUGGACGGCGCAGCGCGCGCACCACCAGCAGUGGAGGCCUAAAUGGGAGCGAUGGACAUUCAGGUAGCUUCGCUCCGGUCCCUGCUGAUAUUUCUUCAUUAAUAGACAAAUAUCAACAAAGAAAAGAACAAGAACGUCGGGAAUGUACCAUACACGUAUAACAUUCCAAGGUCCAUUUGUAGUUUAUAAAACUAGUAUUAGUUUAAAAACUCGAAAAGGCUCUAUUCCAUUUUAUAAUACGGUUUCCUCUCCAUGCUUUGUAAGAAAAGGUUGCUAUCAGGCCAUAAAAUACAAACACUAAAGGGCUUAAAUGGUUUUGUGAUGAUGUCACGUAUUGUGACUCCUUAUUUAUUUAAUGUUAACAAUAUUGUUAUACAUGUAUUUGUAAAAUAAUUGUAAUGUGAUUUAUUCCAACGCUGUUAAUUUAUAACAGUAUAGAUUUCAAUAAAGUUGUAAAUAUUAGUCCAAUGUAAGCUUCAUUACAAAAAUACAAUCAAAUUGCUGUGGGGGUAUUGCUAGAUACAUUUUAUGUGCUUUUGAAUAAAAUAAAGCCAUAUAAUGGCUAUAAAUAUAAUGCAAAAAGUGGCCUCAAAACUAUACCACAUUGUAAAGUCAAUACACUCAUAAAUAUAUUUCAAAUCUAUUUUGGUACCUAUUAUUUGACUUGAUAACGUUUUUUUUAAAGUAGGUGCCUACCUUUUAGUAACUAAAUACAAUUUUCGCUCAUUCUAUAACUACCAACACAAAAUUGUUUCCAAUUUGUCUUCACUUUUCUUUGUGACGGCAGAAAUGAUUUUGAAUUCUAUAAAAUUAUUUGUAUAAUUAUGGUUACUUGAAAUAAAAAUUAUUAAAAAAAAAAUAUUCAUUCGUAAUGUAGUCUCACAGCAAGUGAAAGUAUUAAAUCGCUGGCAAAAUAUUAAUUCAUGCAUCUAAUGCUAAACGCCAGAAAAUAUUAUGCAUUUAGCAGGUGCAUUGAUUGCAUAUUUUCUUAGCAUUAUAGUGUAGAAUUUAAUGAAAAUUAUGAUAUUAUGUAAGUAAUAUUAACGGCUGUUCCAAACUGCAAAGGAUACAUAUCAUUAAAAUAGACUGCCAAUAUUUAAGUGAUUCAUAAUUCUUUUUAAUGUAUUGUUGAUUAAUAUAGUUAAAUUAGAUAUUAAUUAUACACUAUUGUAUAAAAGUCUUUCUAUAUACAUAUUGUGUAAUAAUAAAAUUAUUAAAAUUAGGAUGGAAAAAAGGAAUAAAGAUGUGUGUUGUGGUA